Molecule: messenger RNA, 2264 nt
Organism: Gracilinanus agilis (Agile Gracile Mouse Opossum)
Lineage: Eukaryota; Metazoa; Chordata; Mammalia; Didelphimorphia; Didelphidae
Gene: TMTC4
Product: transmembrane O-mannosyltransferase targeting cadherins 4
Exons: 17
Coding region: 16-2241 (741 amino acids)
Biological process (GO): endoplasmic reticulum unfolded protein response; protein O-linked glycosylation via mannose
Cellular component (GO): endoplasmic reticulum
Molecular function (GO): mannosyltransferase activity; protein binding
Source: RefSeq, a predicted model, not a curated record
CCAACAUUUUUCAAAAUGGCUGAAGUGGAUGUUAAUUUGGAUCAUGUCAUACCAACAACCAUUCUUCCCACUUAUUGGGCAAAACUUCUAGUGGCAUCUGUUUCCUUUGUGUGCUUUGCCCAUAGUUAUGAUGGAGACUUUGUCUUUGAUGACUCAGAAGCCAUUGUCAACAAUAAGGACCUUCGAGCAGAAACUCCACUUGGUGACCUGUGGCAACAUGACUUCUGGGGCAGUAAACUCAGCAGUAACACUAGUCACAAGUCGUAUCGGCCACUCACUGUCCUAACUUUCAGGAUUAACUACUAUUUAUCUGGAGGUUUCUACCCAGUGAGUUUUCAUAUAGUAAAUAUCCUCCUACAUUGUAGCAUCUCUGUCCUAAUGAUUGACGUCUUCUCAAUAUUAUUUGGUGGCCUACAAUAUACCAGUAAAGGAAAGAGAUUAAACCUUGCUCCUAAAUCAUCCCUCCUAGCUGCAUUGUUCUUUGCUGUACAUCCAGUGCAUACAGAGUGUGUUGCUGGUAUCGUUGGCAGAGCUGACCUCCUGGGUGCCCUCUUCUUUUUGUUAUCUUUCCUUGGCUACUGUCAGGCAUUUAGAGAAAGUAACAAGGAAGGAACUCAAUUUUCUACGUUCUGGGUGCUGCUAAGUAUUCUUUUGAGUGCUGUAGCUAUGCUAUGCAAAGAACAAGGGAUUACAGUACUGGGUUUCAAUGCUGUAUUUGAUGCCUUGGUGAUAGGCAAAUUAAAUAUUCUAGAAAUUAUUCAAAAGGUACGACAUAAAGACAAGUCAUUAGAGAAUAUUGGAUGGCUUAAGAAUGGGGGCCUUCUCUUCAGAAUGACUCUCCUGUUUUCUGGAGGGGCAACAAUACUUUAUAUUCGCUGGAGAAUUAUGGGCACUGGGCCACCAGCCUUUACUGAAGUUGACAACCCAGCAUCCUUUGCAGAUAGCAUAUUUGUCAGAGCUAUAAACUAUAAUUACUACUAUUCAUUGAAUGCAUGGUUGCUGCUGUGUCCCUGGUGGCUGUGUUUUGAUUGGUCAAUGGGCUGCAUACCCCUUAUUAAGUCAGUCAGUGACUGGAGAAUAAUUGCACUAGCAGCACUUUGGUUCUGCCUAAUUGGCCUAAUAUGCCAAGCUCUAUGCUCUGAAGACAGCCAUAAGAGAAGAAUACUCACUCUAGGAUUGGGAUUUCUCAUUAUCCCAUUUCUUCCUGCAAGUAACCUGUUCUUCAGAGUGGGAUUUGUUGUUGCUGAAAGAGUCAUCUACCUCCCCAGUGUUGGAUACUGUGUACUUCUAACAUAUGGAUUUGGAAUACUAAGCAAACAUACUAAGAAAAAGAAACUCAUUGCUGCCACUGUAGUAGGGAUUUUACUCAUAAAUAUGGCACGAUGUAUUACACGCUGUAGCCAGUGGCGAAAUGAAGACCUGCUUUUCAGGAGUGCCCUGACUGUGUGUCCUCUCAAUGCUAAAGUUCACUACAACGUUGGCAAAAACCUAGCUGAUCAAGGUGACCAGACUGCUGCCAUCAGAUAUUACAGAGAAGCUGUAAGAUUGAAUCCUAAAUAUGUUCAUGCCAUGAAUAAUCUUGGAAAUAUCUUAAAAGAAAGAAAUGAGCUACAGGAAGCGGAGGAGCUGUUGUCUCUUGCUGUACAAAUACAACCAGACUUUGCUGCAGCAUGGAUGAAUUUAGGCAUAGUACAAAACAGCCUGAGGAGAUUUGGAGAAGCUGAGCGAAGCUACUGGACAGCAAUUAAAUACAGAAGAAAAUAUCCAGACUGUUAUUACAACUUAGGACGUUUGUAUGCAGAUUUAAAUCGUCCCUUAGAUGCAUUGAAUGCAUGGAGGAAUGCUACUUUUCUGAAACCAGAACACACUUUGGCUUGGAACAACAUGAUAAUAUUGCUUGAUAAUACAGGUAACUUAGCCCAAGCUGAAGCAGUUGGAAGAGAGGCGUUAGAAUUAAUACCUCAUGAUCACUCUAUUAUGUUCUCAUUGGCAAAUGUACUGGGGAAAUCUCAAAAAUACAAGGAAUCAGAAGCUUUAUUCCUCAAGGCAAUUAAGGCCAAUCCAAGUGCUGCAAGCUACCAUGGCAAUUUAGCUGUGCUUUACCACCGUUGGGGAAACUUUAACUUAGCCAAGAAAUACUAUGAAGUCUCUCUGAAGCUUGACCCUUUGGCACCAGGGACCAAGGAAAAUUACAAUCUACUAAAAAGAAAACUAGAGCAAUUGCAAACAAAUAGUGUUUGAUUGUUCUUUUCUCUCUAUCUUUU